Molecule: messenger RNA, 3627 nt
Organism: Penicillium brevicompactum
Lineage: Eukaryota; Fungi; Ascomycota; Eurotiomycetes; Eurotiales; Aspergillaceae
Product: DUF3659 domain-containing protein
Exons: 2
Coding region: 1-3627 (1208 amino acids)
Source: RefSeq, a predicted model, not a curated record
AUGGAAUCACCAAAGGGAAAAGCACUUCCGAGUGCGACGAAGAAAAAGUCGACGUUACCUACAAAGCCGGCAGGAAAGAAAUUGGGAUCUGAAAGCCCAUUGCCUGGCAAAGGAGCAUCGGAUACCAAGAUUCCCGAAUUGGAUAACCCAAUCAACAAGCCUUCACCCCCAAGAGGCCUCAAAAAGAACAUCCCAAAGUUGCCGAAAAAAGACCGAAGUAAGGAGCUGUCUCCUGAAACCCAGGAAAAGAAAGAAUCGCAGACCGAUCUGCCAGCCAUCGCAAAGCCCGAAGGAGCCGACGAAUUGAAUCCAGACCUGGAGCAUGAGGAGCCGAUACCCAUUGAGGAGACGGUCGAAGAAACCGUCGAAGAGCAUGCGGAGCCGCUUGAACUUUUGGAGGAGUCGGAAGAGGAGACCGAAAGCCCAUCUCAGGAGCAGAGGAAAGCAAAGUCCAAAGAGCGAGAAGCGAGCUCAGCUUCUGGCUCGGGUGCAGGCUCCAUGUUCCAGCGGGGGAAGAACGCAGCUUCUCGCUUCUCAGACUUUACGGACACUGUCAGGGGUUUCACAAACCGCACUACCGCUGCUCUACCUGAUGGAACGCUUGAGAAUGCACAGGAAAAAGCACGUGGCACCGCAGAGAAGUUCCAAUCCUAUGGUGGCAGGGCUGCAUCAAAAGUGGCAGGGAAGGUCUCCGAUUAUAUGACGCAAUUGUCGGAUUUAAAGGGCCUUGAGGUUACUGGGGAGAAGGAUAUACUUGAUGAUGAUGGGAACGCGAUUGGAACAAUUGUUGAGGGCGACCCCAGCGAGCUUACCGGCCAUGUUAUCGGCGAUGAGGGUGAGAUCUUGGAUGAGGAUGGUGAUCUGAUCGGUCGCGUGGAACUGAUCAGCGAGGAGACGGUGAAACAGGCUGAUGCAGUCGAAGAAGUGGCUGAUACGAACCACAUCCCGAGCUUACAAGAGCUCUCAGACUUGCCAAUUGCAAACGACGGCACUGUUAAAGACAGCGCUGGUCGAGUCUUGGGACGACUUGUUGAAGGUGACGCCGAGGACCUAGUCGGUCAGACAGUAAACGAGAAUGGCGAGGUUCUAGAUGAAGAUGGGGAUCUCGUCGGGCGCGUCGAGCCAUUCUCUCUGGACCAAGUCGAAGAGGAGGCUGGCAAAGCUGAUCCUACAGGGGGCGUGUUGCUUCCGACAGCCAUUCUUCGCGGUAGAGAAGUGAACGAGGAUGGCAAAAUUCUGAAUGAUGAAGGAGACUUCUUGGGUCAGGUUGCGGAAGGAUAUGAUCCCAGGCACCUGUCGGGAAAGGUCCCAAAUGAGCAUGGGCAAGUGAUUGACCUCACCGGAGAGGUGAUUGGACAAGUCGAAACGGUGCCUGGAGAAGCUGCAGACGCUGCGAUGCAAGAGCUCGAACACAAAGCAGCAGUCGCCAAGAAGGAUGGUCUGGAGAAGGAUGAGUCAGGACAAGAUACCACGGAAGCCAACGAGCUGGAGGAUCUCUCACUGGAACUACCUGAUAUCUCUACACUCGAAGGGCUGAAGUGCAACAAGUUUGGAAACAUUGUUGGCGAGGAUGGUGUGCCCGUCGGCGAACUCAUUGAGGGAAAUCCCAAAGAAUUAUCCAAGGGUGGAUAUGAACUUGAUGAUUGUGGUCAAUUCUGGGACAACCGAGGCAAUGUUCUGGGAAAGGCCAAGCCAAUUGCAGUUGAGGAGGAGGACCAGAGGCCGUUCGCCGAUUUUGAAGAUCUUGUCGUGGUCGAGGAUGGAUGGGUCGAGGACUCAGAUGGGGCUCGAGUAGGCCAGGUUGUGGAAGGCGAGAUAAAAAAGCUGGUCGGUCGGGCUGUCGAUGACGACGGAGAUAUCCUGGACAAGCGAGGAAAUCUCAUUGGACACGCUGAGCCUUGGGAAGAGCCAGAGCCAGAGCCAGAAGAAGUCGACUUGUCUAUGUUGGAGGGUCUUUCGCCUAACAAGCUUGGUCUCGUGAUGGGACCGGAUGGCGUUCCAAUUGGCCGUGUUGUGGACGGUGACUUGAAAAAACUCAUCCGUCGGACAAUCGAUGAUCAAGGUCAAUUGUGGAGUGACGAUGGGAAGAUUAUUGGACGAGUUGAGCCCAUUCCAGAGGACGAACGCGAGGUGCCCAUGCCCUUCAGCGACAUGGGUGACUUGGUAGUCAAACAAAACGGAUUUGUCGAGAACGAGCUCGGUGAGGUGGUUGGCAAGCUCAUUGACGGAGAUCCCAAAGAAUUGCAAGGAAAGGCCGUGGAUGAUGAUGGCGAUAUCAUGGAUAAACGGGGCAAUGUGAUAGGGCGUGCUGAGCCAUAUACCCCGUCCGAGGAGAGCGAGGAACCAGAAGAGCCAGAAGAGGAUCUGUCUGAGCUGGAAGGGAUGUUAGUAAACAAGUUCGGAAACGUGGUUGACGAAAACGGUGCCGUCUUUGGCCGACUUGUGUCUGGGAAUCCCAGGAAGCUCAAUGGCAUGAAGGUGGAUGGAGAAGGUCAGAUAUGGGGUGAUAAUGGAAAGGUUCUGGGCAAUGCGGAACUCAUCCCGGCUGCGGAGCGAGAAAGACCCGAGGGAAUCUUCUAUGGGCUUGAUGGCUUGGCUGUAAGGAAGGAUGGAUCUGUGACCAAUGCAGCGGAAGAUGUGGUCGGAAGGCUCAUCGAAGGGGAUCCAGCUAGACUCGCAGGCCGUGCUGUUGACGAGGAUGGUGAAAUUGUCGACAAAGUGGGAAAUGUCAUCGGUCGCGCAGAGCGAUGGACCCCGGACGAAAAGCAACGCGAUAUUAAUCCCAUGAGUGGCCGAAAGGUCAACCGAGAUGGAGAGAUCCGUGAUGAGGAUGGUAAUCUGAUGGGUAGAGUUACCAUGGGCAACGUCAAAGCGUUGAUAGGCAAGGUGGUGGAUGACAAUGGCAACAUCGUUGAUAAUGAAGGCAACAAAAUCGGCGAAUGCACACUGGAGGAAAACAUGCCAGAAAGCGAAGAGGUCGAAGAGGUCGAAGAGCCCGAAAUGUCACCAGAAGAAGCCGAAAGGAAAGCCAAAGAAGAGCACGACCGAGACUUGGCGAAGAAAAUAUCAGGUGUUCUCCAGCAGACACUAGACUCGGUGGAGCCUCUUUGCAAGCAGAUCACAGAGCAUCUUGAAAGAGCGGAUCGCACACCACGAGAUGAGUUGGACGAAGAGAAACUAGUCCAAAUCGUGAAGCCUCUGAUUGAAGACGCCGGCAACAUGCUCCAGGAAUGCAAAAGCACAGUUCGGGCCCUCGACCCCGAUGGAUCUAUUGCUGCAUCUGCAAAGGUCCACAGCUCUACCCACGAGGCAACGCCGGAAGAAUAUCAGCUGGCAGACCUUUUGAAACAACUCACUCAGACGGUCACGACCACCAUCGAAAAUGGCCGUCGGCGAAUCGCAGAUAUGCCGCAUGCGAAGAAGAAGCUCAAUCCGUUAUGGGCAUUGCUCUCCGAGCCUCUCUUCCAGAUCAUCGCAGCGGUUGGCCUCCUUCUGAGUGGUAUACUCGGUCUUGUGAACAAGCUUCUGAGCGGACUUGGACUUGGCGGCAUCCUCCAAGGCCUGCUUGGUAGUCUUGGAAUCGACAACCUGAUGAGCAGUCUCGGGCUAGGCAGCAAGGGUAAUUAA